UACUACGCUGUAGCCGCGUGCGCUGCGCGGGAGGUGGGGCGCUUCGGCGCGCGCCCACGAACGGGCCGAUCAGUUGACGCUCGCACGCCGGACGCUUCGGACGCCUUCGGAUCCCUCCGGCUGCUCGGGCAAGGCGCUCGUGUCGAUGAGGCUCGCUGUAGCGCAACGUGCGACCGCUCUUCGCGUGUAGCGAGCUUCGAUUCUCCUCGGAUGACUCUGUGGUUCGCGCAGUCUUGUGGCGUUCAGUGCGGCGAUAUAGGUCGACUUUGCGACUGCCCUCUCUUCGGAACUGUCGGGGAGAAAAACCGAAAAAAUAAUCCCGUCUCGUUAAGGAACGUUUGAACACCGAGAGAUCGCCGAACGAGAGAGACUAGAAGCAACCUGGAUGGGCGUUUGCGAGCGUACUGUGAUGUGCCGAGACUGGUGACGGUGAUAAUUUAUUGUUUCAUCUUUGCGGUAGUGGACUUCGUUUGGAGGCGGGAAAGAAGAGGAAUCGGCACCUGUGCACAACGGCGAGGGGUAACAAGAAGUCGCAGAGCACAAGAGCCGGACAUUGCCACACUACGUCGAGCGACAAUCGAACUUCGGUGGUUCAAACUCGCCUCAGACUCAGCUCCUUCACUUUAACGUCACGGGCUGCCACUGGGCCAAGAGCACACACCGCACACCUUCGUUGACUGGUCAGGCGCCAUGGAGCAGUGAACAGUUGAAAGCUCUCACUGUGAUUGGCUACACACUGCUUUCAUCGCUCUUCAGCUUUCCGUGGUGAGGUCCGAGCCAUGGAAAAUCAAGUAAAUGCUACCAGCGGCGAGGCUGCCUCACCAAAGACGUUUUCAAUUACGACACUGAGAAGCACUACUAAAGCAUCCUGAAGGUCUGCUAGACAAAUAUCUGAACGUUUUAAAGAACGACGACUAGACGUCCUGGUGGAAAGCUUGCAGUACCCCGCGGACCAUAUACACUAUGCCAUUGAGUCUCUGUCGCCUCUACGUUCUCCUUUGUUUGCUGACAGUUGGCGGCUUCGGGGCUGCGUGGGCACGGAGCUCUCUGUACGAGAAAGUCCCCGGCACAUGUCGGAUGGAAAGCCAGUUUUAUUUGGAGCCGCGCUUUUUCAGCCUAAUCACGUGUGCGCGCUGCUACAAGUACAUGGCCAGCCUUGCGUUCAAGAACGCAUCCAGACUCACGUACUGUCGUGGGGCCAGGCUGUGUCGGGGUGACUGUGACGGCGAGUGCUUCAUGCCAUACGGCAACAAGAGCGACGUGGAAAUCGCGGACACUUUCGCGAAGAAGCUGUACGCCGACCGAUGGGAGAGCUGUUGCCGCUCCGCUCGCCAAUGCUGCCAGGAGAUGCUCGAAGACGAGCUGGCCGAGCCGACAGACACCGAAGGCGGACCGCGGUGUCCUGCAACGUGGGAUGGAUGGACGUGCUUCAAGGACACGCCCGCCGGAACGACAGUGCAGAAGCCAUGUCCUGCGCAUGCGUACUUCAUCACUGAAAAACCGCAGUGCAUAAAGACUUCGAAAAAGAUUUGCUGGGACAACGGCACAUGGUACUACAGCCAAGAGUACGGCAAGGAGUACACCUUCUAUGACUGCGGUUCACUCGAGUACCACCGCUCGAUGACCAUCUUCUCCAUCGUGCUUCAUUCCCUGUCUGUCGUCGUCCUCGUGCCGGCCAUCGUCAUCUUCUCCGUCUACAAGCAGCUGCAGGUUCACCGCAUCUCUCUGCACAAGAACUUCUGCGUCGCCAUGGUGCUCUACGACAUCAGCGUCAUCCUCGUAGACUCGGUCUUCAUCCUGGACCACGUCAACGAGGAGAAGAACAUACGCGUCAACCAGAAUCCGAGCCUGUGCAAGGUGCUCUACACCCUCUCUCGCUACUUCCGGUUGUGCCAGUACGCGUGGAUGUUCUGCGAGGGCUUCUACCUGCACAAGCUGAUCGCCUCCGCAUUCGCCGAGCAGAAGUCCCUGCUAGUCUUCUACGUCGUCGGAUGGGGUUGUCCUGCCAUCUUCGUGAGCAUCAGCGCCAUCUUGCGAGCGGUGAGGACGGGCCACCCUUGCUGGAUGGACAACGUUGAAGGAUAUAACUGGAUAACCUUGGCUCCAGGCUUGUUCUGCCUGUUCGCCAAUUUUAUUUUUCUGUGCAACAUCAUCCGCGUUCUCGUCACCAAGUUGAGAAGCACCCAUGCGAAUGAGCCAAGCCAAUUUCGGAAAGCCGUGCGAGCUGUGUUGGUGCUCUUCCCGCUGUUCGGCAUGCAUUUCCUCAUGACCGUGUACCGGAGCCCAUCCAACUGCGGCCCCUGGGAGGUCUACCAAUACAUCAGCAAGGCGUCAGAUGGCCUGCAGGGAUUUUUCGUAGCCGUCAUAUUCUGCUACUUCAACGGAGAGGUGCUGUACUUGUUGCGGCGUUCCUACGGACGCUACCGCCUGCAGCGGGGCUUCUCAAGUCGGAGGAGCCACAGUAUGGCCAUGACUCGCAUGUCCGUGUCGACGCACGUCUCAUCGGUCGGCGAUUCGCUCAAUCCCAACAACGGUUCCAUCAAGAAGUACGCAUGCACACGCAACGGUGACACCAUACUGGAGGACGAGGUCUGGAACUGACAUCGAUUCCGCCGCCACCUUCAUCUAAGCGCCUACAAAAGGCGGCACGGUGCUACUCAGCGACAUGCGUUUCCCGUUCGCACCUCUCUUCGCUCUAUAGGUGCGAAAGAGCGGCGACAGUUUCGCCAAGGCCACCGUGCAAAAUCGAAUGCGGCUCUGGUCUCUGGCUCAGCGUGGCCGGUUUCAAACCAACAGUGAAAGCGCUCUUCACUUGCGGACGUCUCUCACCACUCCCGCGACGAACUUUUGUUGGCUGGUGAUGACAAGGCCCUCAAGAGCGGUCGACGCAAUUGGUGGGCUUCACGGUUUUGUCUCCAGACUUACUGAGCCGAUGUCGGAGCGACACGUCGGCCUUUGUGGAGUCCCCUCGAGCGAACGUUGCGCACGCGCGAGUGCAUGGUUUUGCCGAGUGAGCUUCGUAAAAAUGUUCAUCCUGCUGAUGCAUACUACUCGUUUCUUCUACUUCAGGCGUGGAGGCUGCAUUUGGAGGUGAUGGGACUUUUGCGUAUGAUAGACUCUACUGAAGAGGUUCCUGGAGUGAGGGUUGUUGGGUUUUGACGCCUACGCUGCAGCUAAGGCCCCAAACAAGGUGUUCUGCGUCGCGUAUCUGAUUAUUAUUAUUGGACCGGACUUAUGCAAGAAAAAUUGGUCUGGCAGGUAUAACUGGCCCUGUUGCACUAAAAGAAACUGUUGGGCACUAUUAAACUCACGUUCUGCGUCGCCACGAUUAUGUUCGGGGCCGUCAGUGACGCGUCGGCCGAGCGUGAGAGCAUUGUGCGGGCAGGAGGGCCAUUAGUCGACAAAAUUGAGCCUGGUUGUCAGGCAUUCGCUUGAACUUCGAAAUAUGUCAUCUUGUGCUGUGUCUACGUCGUGUCACCUCUCCAAGAUCACAAAUGUGUACGGGUUUACCACGUAAACAACAGUGCUUCGCCGCCGUAAAACCAGUGGGUGACCGGAGCGCAACCCGUCAGAAUUUCCAGAAGGACGCUUCAGUGAGUGAUCCUGCUCGUCAGCAUGCUUUGACACCGCCGGUAUUCGAAGAGGGGGCUACUGGCAUUGUUCCCAAGAACCAAGCGUCUCACCCUCAAGAAGCAAAUCUUUGUGAGAGCGUUAAAUGUUGAGAGCAGCUAACGUCUGUCACCGUCACCGGAUGCUGCGCUGAUUACCGCUGAUUACCGACAACUGUAAGUCUUAAUGCGCGAACCAUGUUACGUCAAAUUAUUGAUAGCAGUCUAAUGGCUUUGCUGCGGCCUGGAAGCGCAGGCGAAAAACAUACAGGAACAAUGCAAGGAAAAGGUUGACAAGCCUGUUAUGCGAAGAGAACUACAAAAAGGAUAUUAUCGGCCAUGUGUGUUGUAGUUUACGAGAACAUUGCAGUAACGCUCCUGAAGUACUGAAUGAACCAUGCGCUGCUCUUCUCUUUUUAAUAUUUUCCUCCCUUUUUCCCCUUUUCCCCAGUGCAGGGUAGCCAACCAGGCUCAGUCCUGGUUAACCUUUCUACUUCUCAUUUAUUAUAGUCUCUCUUUUUCACCAUCUUCUUCCGUUAGGUGUGCGUGUAUAUAUACCUUUAAUGCCACUUGAACAUUACUUAUAAGGCAUCACAUCCUUACAAUUUACUUUCUCACUUACAGGCCCUAACCUUAUCUGUUUUCAUGAUAGAAUAAUUUUGCAGCCCGUUUAUAUUCUGUACACCAUAGCAAAUGGAAGACACUGAGCCCAAGUUGUUUGCCGUGCUUUGCAGCUUCUAAAGACAACACGCAUGACCACGGGAAGAGGAUCAUCGCAGCUGCAUUUUCGACAAUGACCGAUAUUUCUUUUUUUUUAUGCGGUCGAGCAGGCCUAUCAUGAUGAAACGUAGCCAGUAGGGCUGAUCGAACUGGGACAUUUCAUCGGAAGUGCUGCUUGGGUCAUCAAUACAAGUCUUUAGUGUACGACAAGUGCUGCGUGCAGUGUCAUGCCUGUGGCUGGUGUUCUGUUUGUGGAGUCCUACGCCGAGCCUCACGUGAUGCCGCCGAAGAACGACACAGCAACUUCCUCCCGGUAGAACGGACGCAGUCACGAGCCCUUCUGGUGGAGUAUUGCUGACAAAUUUUCAGUGACGGACUGAAAUCAACAAAAUACUCAAAAAAGACGAAAGUGGAGCUAUUUGCGAACUGACCAAAUGCUUUGUUGUAUUAGUGUUGUCACUUCAAACUCCAUGCCUCCAAGGUGUCAGCGUUCACAAUCUAAACUGUUGCUCUGUGUUAUUUAUUACGUGUCAUCGUUCAUCGUUACAAUUUAAAAAUCAUUAAAACUCAUACUCGUUGAA
Messenger RNA from Dermacentor albipictus, 4909 nucleotides. RefSeq names its product calcitonin gene-related peptide type 1 receptor-like. Gene Ontology annotation, cellular component: plasma membrane. Gene Ontology annotation, molecular function: G protein-coupled peptide receptor activity. Lineage: Eukaryota; Metazoa; Arthropoda; Arachnida; Ixodida; Ixodidae. Gene Ontology annotation, biological process: cell surface receptor signaling pathway; adenylate cyclase-modulating G protein-coupled receptor signaling pathway. The record is from RefSeq and is a predicted model, not a curated record.